AUGGAAGAUGAAGAGGACGAUCUGCUUUCUUCUCCUUUUAGUAGAAAGCCUGUAGCACAUACGAUGAUCGAAAAUGUAUUGUCAGUCUAUCCAGAUGUUGAUCCAAUAGAUAUAGCUAAAGAUUUGGAAAUCACCAGAAGUCCAGUGAAAACUGUUAACAGGAUACUGGAUGGUCAGGUCAGUAUGGUAUUAAAAGGAAAACAAACCGGAAACCGAUCUUAAAAGUUUGAACCAUCGUUUGUAACAUAAAAAUCGUUUAAUUUACUCCAUUGGUAGGAAUUUUCUUUUAGGUAUGAACUGAUAAUGAGUUUUUUCUAUUUUAACUGCUGAUCAGGACUGUACCUGUGCCUACUUUCACAAAUUCGAUUUUUUUUAAAACGUUACUCUGUUUACAAAUCUUUCUUUGUCAUUUCCUUUACAUUUUGUGCGAGCAACUGAAGACAUAGCCGAAUGUCCAAGCGUCAAAUUUGAAAGAAAGAAAUUCAUAAAAUACUGUAUAUUAUUCCAUGAACUGUUUAAUGAGUCUCCAACUAAACACCACAACAGACAGAAGCUUGUUUUGGGACCAGACAGUUUAUUAAAUGUAUAUAUCCUACAUAAAUAACACACUAGACUAUUACAUAAAAGAUAUUUGACAAAUGCUCUAAACCAACGAUCCAGUAAUCACGAAUAAAUUACAAACACAAAUGAGUUUAAGAUACAAUCAAAAGUAUUGAUGAUGUGGGUGGGAGGGAAACUAAAACUUUCUUAAAGCUAGAAAUAAACUUGUUGCUUGCUUACUCGCUAGAUUAUGAAUAACAUGUCCACAGAUGCCUAAGCAGUAAUAUACGAAAGUAAUUUUGCAAUUGAAAUGCGUUAGCGUGGUGAAUGGCCAUUGGCUCUACCCAAGUCUUAUAACUGAUAUGCUGAACAAAUUGCUCCAUUUUAAGGAAAGGGAAAAUACUAAUAGGCACCUUGCCUGUACCCAGUCCAGGCCUCUCAGUCAUUGAUGUCUAGAUUCAUAUUAAUAGAGAUUAAUAUUCACAAUAAAUACCUGUGGAGACUUCUUUGUUUUUCAGUUUCCUGCCGUAAUUACUAUUGAUGUUGAUGAUGAAAGCAAAGCCAAGGAUCAUACCAGAGCAAAUCUGGUUAAUAUAAGGAAUUUUGAGAAAUCAGAGCCAUCUGUUGACAAAGCAAAUGUUUUAGAAAUUAAAGAUGAUUCCAGUGACAUUGAUGCAGAUAGUAAUGAUGAUGAUAUCAUUGUAGCAAUUGAAGAGAGAAAAAGCUUGUUCAGUGCCCUAAGGAGCAGGCUGAAUGAAAAGGAAUCUAGAAAAUGUCCUCAAAAGGGGUCAAAAGCUCUAGAGUCAUCUGUUAGUGCACAGGUUACCUCUUACCAUGUAAAAGGAAAGGCAACGGGAAGGAAAACAAUGGUCAAAUGCAGAAGUUCGAUAAUUGAUCUUUCCUUCUCUGAUGAUAAUGAGCAAGAGGAUAUUCAGGAUGUUUUCACUUUACAUUCACCUGCUGCUAAAACACUAACUACAAACUCAAGCAAUCAAAUGCCACCAAAGGAGAACAGGAAAGCUGCAGAGGAGUACUUCAAGAGAAGUGGAGAAAUAUUUGUAGAUUGCUCUCAAUCUCAUGAUUACAGCUCUGAUAGUGAUGAUCUUCCAUGUGUUCUACCAUCUUUACACACAGAUAAUAGGGGCACCCUGUCUUCUAAAUCACAUUCAAACUCAUGCACAGAUGAUUAUAAAAGUAGGGAUUCUCAGUUUCUAGGAAGCAACUUUGACUCUCAGGAUGAUUCUCAAAUCCCUGUUAAGAAAAAGAAAGGGUCACCACACAAAAUUACAAGAGAGAGAAAUGAAGCUCAUGUAAGUAUCACUAUGUCAUUUGUUAUGUCAGGAACAGUUAUAAGGAGUGUAGACACUAAACUGGGAGAUAAUAUUUAAGCUCCAAUCUCCAUUUUCAACAUCUCAGUUCGACAAAAUCCUGAAUUAUUUUUGCAAUUAUUUUGCAAAUAUACCGUAACAGUUUUUAAAAUAUUUAUAAUUCUUUGCAUUACUAUUCACUUUCAAUUUACAGCUUAAGAAACAAGUAAAAAAACUUGAAAAACAAACAAAGAAAGAAGCAAAGGAAAAAGAACAACAUGCCAGAAAACAAGCCAGGGAACAGUUGAAAAUUCAGAAGGACAGGGACAAACUACUGAAAAUGGUUUGUUAAUGAAAUUUUGGGAUCUGAAAAAUCUUGUCCAUCCAUUUUGGAUACUAGUAAUUUUUGCUCAAGGGGCUCUGUUAUCUACCCUAUGAAGUUGUAUGGUCCCAACACCUACUGUGAAAAAAUCUGGCCAACUGGUUCACCCUAAGAAUGAAAAGUGACGGUGAUUUUCUCCCAACAGUAUCAUGACUGAAUCAAACACUAAGGUCAGGAGGAUUGUAGCGGGUUUAGGUUCUCAAGGUAUAAACAUAUCUGGUCGGAGGUGGAGAUUUACUGACUUCAAGCACUCAUCUUUGUAUCUUAUUGAUUAUCUUUUAUUCUUGGGGUAUGGUACUUGAAAAUGUAAAAAACUGUAAGGUAAUUUGCAGCAUAACAUACUAUUAAGAACAAUUAGAAACUAUACAUAACAUGUGCUAUUGUGAAAUCACUUGUACACAUAGAGCAUACAUGAUAAUACUAUUUUAGAAUUAAAUCACGUGCAAUAACCAUGAUAACAAAUAUAAUCUGAGAACAUGCAAAUAGAAAUUAUGUAAGCAAAAUCAUACCUCUUUUCUUGGGUUAGAAUUCUUAUUAUUUUACUGCCUUAAUCUUGUAGCUUUGAUCUUAAUGGACUGUGUCUGAGGAUAACUAAGCUUCUCUCUAAUUUCAUUGACCUUAUGACACUUAACUCAAAAGGGAAAUUACAUAAUCGACGAUUGUGGAAUCAUAGCUAAUCAUUACAAGGAUGAUAAUUAUGAUCACCAACAUAAGAAGCACCUGAUUGUUCAAUAAAUUCUCUUUGUCAUUACCUUAAGAAAUGUAUAAAGAAUGAAAGAAGAAUGUAGGUACUUAAGUUAAGUGUAAACAUUUAAUGAGGAAGCCUUUGAAUCUUCUGUUUUGCAUUAAGGAGAGGAAAUUAGUAGGAAGAAUGCAAAAAAAUUAUUCCUCUUAAAUUUAUUUUUUGUGGAUUUACAUUAGAUUUUAUGCUAUAUUUAUUGUUUUGUGCUUUAUUUCUUGUUUAGGCAGAUAGAAUGAAUCAGAAAUCAAACAAUCGAUUAGAUGGCUGUAUCAAGGUACUGUAUGGGAAAAAAAUGUUUUACUUGAGUCCCAAAAUGUGUUGCUUCAUACUACUACAUAUGUUCUUUUAAAGGUUAAAUGUUGCAUGUGUAUUUUGUUUCUUUUCAUUUUCAUUUUCAUCCUGUUGAGGUACAGGUGUUGGUAAAUGCCAACUUUUUGUCAUGAUUAAGUGCUUUAUUUAAAAUUCUUUCGAACAGCAAAUAGUGGUUUGCAUUGAUCAUGAAAUAGUGAGCUGUUGUCAGCUUGCUGGGGAAAAUCUUCUCCUUCAAAGAUUAGAAACACUGGAAGCAGGUCAUGAGAUAAAAUCACAGCUAUUUCCCAGCAGUAUUACGUGGCAGAGAGCUUGUGUGCAGCAUGAUGUACAGGAGGGGACACUUCAGGUACUUUUAUAUGUACACAAUUUAGGAUGGGGAAGGCUCAUUUCUAUGUCAGUUCUUCUCCUUGAAAAAUGAAAGGAAAAGAAAGAAAUAGAAAAAAAAUAAUUGAUAAAAGGAUUUGGGAUCACUCUAAGUUCUGUCUCUUGUAUUUUGAUUUUAUCUGCUCUGUUCUGUGGAGUAAUAAGAUUGUAGUUUACAGUGUGCUCAAGAGACAUAAUUUUAAGUGAGUGUUCUUUAGAAAUUGAAAUAUCAAACAAUAAAAAUGGAAUUGACUCAGUAUUCAUUGAAACAGUUCUCUGUCUUAUAGUUUUUUUUUUUGGUGUUUUUUUUUAUCCUUCUUGUCAGAUUUCCAUGAGAACAACUGUCACUGAUGAAAACCAUGCAGUACUUUGUCUGUCAGUAGUGAAGUUUGUGGAAAUGGUUUUACGAUCUUGUGAGGUGAGAUCAAAUGAGGAAACAGGAAUCAGUAUCUGUAAACUUUUAUCCUAUUUAUGAUUGCAGACUGACAAUUUUAUCCUCUUUGUGUUGUGGGGCCUGAAAGCAACAUGAUUGCAGCAAAUCCUUUUUUUUUUGUUUCCAUUGUUUUCAUUUAGGAGAUUCAAAAUCCAGCAGUAUCUGUUAUCUCUGAUGAAGAAACUUUGACUGAAUUCUUUGAAAGAGCCCUGACAAUUUACCCUGGUAAAACCAUCACUUUAAUUGUCAUGGGUCUUGAAAAGUAUUUCAGGUGUGUCUUCUUGAAAUUUAUAAUAAUGUUAACAAUUGACAUCAUCAUCAUUGUUAUUAUCACUACCAACAUUAACAUUACCGUAAUAAAUAAUAACAAUAAGAAUAAAAGUAAGAAUAAUAAAAUUAUACCUUUUACAAAGUGCACUUCCAGUAGGUGCCCAUGGUACCUUGCAGUGUUAAUAGUAAAGAGCACCUUUCUUGGAUUUUUUUUUCUUUAUGGGCUGCAUCAAGGAAGAUUUCACAAGGCUAAAAGUAAAUUGUCACUCUUGUUUCUUUGAUUUCUCUAAAGAGAUGUUAAACUCGCUCAAAAACACCAGUUUCGAAAAGCUGUUCUUGGGAAAAGCUCCUCAGAUAAUGAUAAUUCCAGCAGUAAGCGACGAAAGAAAAUAAACAAAGAAUCUGUACCCAGUGUUAUGGUGUCAAGGGUUGAUGUAGAAGAAGUUCUUGUGGACUUACAAAUAAAACAGCCUGACUGCCGAAUACGCAUGUGUGAAACUGAAGAGGAGUUUGCUGAUCUGUUGGCUAUGUUAACUAAAGCUGUUGCUGAAGCACCGUUUAAGUAAGAUCACGUCUGCAUUGAUUCCUUGUGUCUAUUGCCACAUGUUCUGUUAGAGGUUAAGAAUUAAAAUCACAUUUUGCAUUAAUAGGAAAAAACAACCGGAAGUAUUUUCUUUCUGUGUGGAAGGACAGAAAAGAUCUGUGAAGGUACACUUUGAAGCUCAUUGUCAUCAAUAAAUACUCUCCACUUUGUCUCAGCACAUGUUUCAUGAUUUUACAGGGGGGGGAUUAGUACGCAGUUGGGAUUAUCAUAGGGAGUGAAGGGUGGAGCAAGUAGAUAUAAUGCUUCUAUGCUCUGUAUUGAGGAAGAUGCGCUGUCCUUGUGGUUGGUGCGCUGUACUCCAUAUGAAAACGUCUUGUUUGAGCCCAGGCAGGAAUAUUAUGUUGUGUUCUUGGGUAAAAUAUGUAACUUGAACAGUGCUCCUCUCCACUCAGGAGAAUCUUGAAAAAUAGUGUGGGUUGAGAUGGUGAGGGAGAGGGGGGGAGUAAGCUGUUAUGCACUAAAAUAUUUGAUGGGUCAACUAAACUUGGGCCAUUUUAGGCCGAGAAGAUGUCACCGGAACAUUCCCGUCAUUGCUAUCUGUCAACCGUUUUCAUCAAUUUUCCUUGAAUCUCACGUCUUUCAAAUUCUCCACUAUCUCUCAAUUGUAGCUGUUUGCCAAGAGGUUGUUCCUUUCUGCAGGUGUCAAAAGACGGUGAGGGUUUGAAGAAAGUCUGGCAGAAACAUUUUCAACAGUUGAGAAAUGUUUCAGCGGAGAUGGCGGCCGCCAUUACAAACGUUUACCCAUCUCCACAGAGUCUCAUCAAGGUACUGCAUCUUGUUGUUUUACCUUUUUUAAUGACUUUUCUUUGUAAAUGCUGUCAUCUCACCUACAUCAAGUGUUUUCGCACUCUAACAGUCGUAGAUCUUGUGAACUUACUUAAUUUUUAGUUGCUAUUGAUAUAAUAUUCUUUCACGUAAGAAAUACUGAAUCUUAAUAAUGAACGUAAUGAUAUAUUUUUUAAGGCCUAUCAAGGUUGUAGCAGUAGAGAGGAAGCUUCUAAACUUCUUCAAGACAUCUUGGUAAGCUCUCAGAAAUUAGAAAAUAUUUCGCUCUCCGGUUUGCUUUGAUAGUAAAAUUGAAAUUUCUCACGGGUUUCAUGAUAACUUUAUUUGUACAUCAAUCAAAGCUUGUGUUCUGUCCAAAAUACUCCCCAUCCCUAAUUGCAAUGAUCCCUUGCUUUCCACGCACAGUUAGACUUAUGUAUUUUUUCUUUUUCAGGUCCGUCGUGGCGCCGGAGUACUGGCAAGUAGUCGAAGAAUUGGACCCGAACUUUCCCGACGGGUGUACCUCCUUUUUUCAACUGACGAUGGCGACCUAUCCUUGAAAUAACAGCCCUUUUUCCCGGGCAGUCGACGCCAUAGUUUUGAAGUGUCUGAGUGCGAAGUGUCUUUGGGAUUAGUUUCGUAUUCCAAAGAUUACGAAUUAUUAUUUAUUUUCAAAUCUACCUUACUGUUGGGCUGAGCGGGGAAAAUUUCGUUUUUCUGUAAAAGCUUGUACGAAUAAUUCUACACCGAUGCCCAGGGGUAUGUUAAGCGCAUCUGAUUGGCUGUUACUUUCGCAUGGAGAAAUUCAAGAAAACAAACAGCCAAUCUCAGUGGGCGCACAAUAGAGCUAAAUGAUUGUCCCAUUAAAUUUUGCCUCUUUCAAACUUAUUUCCCUGGAGCUCAGAUGUCGCAGAAAGACGUUUUUUUCCCAGAAUGAUGUUCCUACCUUUCUCCUGAAGACGACAGACCUCAAAAUAUGACGACAAUUUAAACCAUAGAUAAUUGUUCUAGUGUUUAUUAAUACAGCAUUCAGACAUACUCUUGGAUUGCUCAAUUUGGUUUGCUGCGAUGUUUUUCCCCUCUUGACAACGGAGGCUAAUAAAGUAAUUUUACCAUUUCAUGAACAACCUAGCUAUUCAGGUCCAUGUACACAAAAGGCUUUCACUGCUUAUUAGUGUUAAUAUUUAUUGACUUCAUAUACGAAUCGUUUGGUCUCGGUUAGUCCUGAUGCAACAUAUUUACAUCUAUGAAAUAGCGGAUACACAAAUCACACACUGACUUUUCAAAAAAAAAAAGCUGUUUUAUAAAAUCACGUGACUGUACUUUCUAUUGAUUCACCGUCGUAAAACCCACUUAGUAUGAUUGUUAUAUAAAAUAUAAAAUAUAAAAUCGGAAGAAAUAAAUCAGAAUGUUGUGAAGUAACGACUUCGGUUAUGGUCUCCACUAAAUAGGAGCCUUCGGGGGGCAUGGGAGAAAAAAUUCGAAAAAUCUCUCGCCUUCGGCUCUGAAUUCAUAAAACGUUCUUAUUUAUCAGCACCUCACGUGGG
Molecule: messenger RNA, 7265 nt
Organism: Pocillopora meandrina
Lineage: Eukaryota; Metazoa; Cnidaria; Anthozoa; Scleractinia; Pocilloporidae
Source: the annotation of a GenBank genome assembly